This is a messenger RNA of Trichophyton benhamiae CBS 112371, 1755 nucleotides long. RefSeq lists its product as uncharacterized. The record is from RefSeq and is a predicted model, not a curated record. Gene Ontology annotation, cellular component: mitochondrial inner membrane. Gene Ontology annotation, molecular function: protein-folding chaperone binding. Bases 1 to 1755 code for a protein of 584 amino acids. The transcript is spliced from 3 exons. Gene Ontology annotation, biological process: protein import into mitochondrial matrix. Lineage: Eukaryota; Fungi; Ascomycota; Eurotiomycetes; Onygenales; Arthrodermataceae.
AUGUUUCUUUUCGAAGUUUUUUUUUCUGCUUCCUUUUGCCGGCGCUUGGCGCUUGUAAAACCCAAAAAGGCAAAAAAGAAAAAGAAGCUCCAAAAUAUUUUCUUCAUCGACUUUCUUUUUUAUCCAGCUUUUCUCAACGCAGCAGAAGGCGAGCAGACACCACCGAGUCUCUACGACGACGUUGGGCUAUUCAGCAUGAUUGGAACAGGAGCACUCUCCCAGCCUGCCGCUGCGCGGUUAGUGCUGCGCGGAUGCUCUCCUUUGACCUCUACAGCAGGCGCCCGAGGACAUCUUGCUGGCCGCCGGAUAAUUACCCCAACCACUCUUCGACACUUCAGCUCCCCAAAUACCAUUCACACGACCUCUAGCCCGAUUAUCCCUUCGACCACUGGACUCUCUCACCUAUCGAGACAUGCGAGCGACCCUCUGUGGGUAAUCCUUGCUACCAAAAGAUCGUUCCACUCCGCACGCACCCUCCUACAGCAGCAGCAACAAAAACAGCAGAACCCUACGGAUUCUUCCGCCGAAGGCUCUGCGAAAGACCAAACUUCGAAGGAAGAAUCGAAGGAAGAACCGAAGAAAGACGGAGAAGAGGAAUCUGCCGAUUCCAAGAAGGAAGAUGGAAAGAAAAAGGAAGAAGCACCCCCACCCCCACCCCAUGGUGACAAAACCCCAUGGCAAGUCUUCACGGAGACUCUGCGAUCCGAGUUUAAGGCCUCAAAGGAGUGGAAUGAAUCUACCAAGGCACUUGCUUCUUCCGCCCAUCAGUUCACUGAGAGUGAGUCUGUAAGGAAGGCUAGAUCCGCUUACGAAGCUGCUACCAGCACCGCGUCUUCUACGACUUCUUCGGCAUUGAAAAAGACUGGAACCGUAAUUGGCAAAGGUGCUGCCUGGACAUGGGAUACCACUGCUGUCAAGGGAAUAAGGAGUGGUGUUGCGGCAACCGGAAGGGGAAUUGAACAGGCCACACGGCCUGUCCGAGAGACAAAAGUGUAUAAAACUGCCGUGGGGAACAUGAAGGAAGUCAUAGAUGAUGGAAGCAGUUCUCGAUAUGGCGGAUGGAUCGAAAAGGAAGAGAGGCGGAAACGACGAGAGCAACGUGAAUUGAAAGAAGGCAGUAAGAAGGUGGAGCGUAUGGAAGAAGACCCAAACCCCAUGAUGCAGCGUCUUUUCUCCUUGAAGAACACUUAUGAGGAAUCCGAGAACCCGCUUAUAAGCACCGCCCGAAGCAUAUCAGACAGAGUAGCUGGUUUCUUCGCAGAAAACGAGACUGCAAUGGUAAUCAAGGCCUUCCGACAAAUGGAUCCAAAUUUCCAGAUCGAACCAUUCCUACGCGAGAUGCGAGAAUAUAUUCUGCCAGAAGUUCUAGAUGCCUAUGUUAAGGGAGAUGUUGAAACUCUUAAGCUAUGGCUGUCCGAUGCCCAGUUCCAUGUCUACUCUGCCCUUACAAAACAAUACAAGACUGCUGGCCUCAAGUCUGAUGGCCGAAUCCUUGAUAUCCGGCAUGUCGAUAUCUCUCAUGCCCGUAUGCUGGAGCCCGGUGAUAUCCCAGUUUUUAUCAUUACCUGCAGGAGUCAGGAGGUCCAUGUCUAUCGAAAGGAGAAAACUGGCGAACUCGCCGCCGGCAUGGAAGACAGGGUACAACUCGUCACCUAUGCCAUCGGUGUCACUCGAAUUCCAGAUGAGGUCAACAACCCCGAGACUCGUGGCUGGAGAUUGAUUGAGCUGCAAAAGUCUGGCAGGGAUUACAUUUAA